UCAUCAGAUUUUCGCGCCUUAUUAUUUUGUGAUCAUACCUACGGUGUCGUGCGUGUUUUUUUUUUUAUAUCAGAGAACAUUGUAGAAAAAUCUGGUGGUGCUUGAAACAGUGUUUACAAUUGCGUUUUGUGUGAAGUUACAAUGAAAACAAGAUGAACGACAUUCAAAACUUAAUCGAUCGUCAAUAUGGCAAUUAUUGCCGGUUUAAUUAUGAUAACAUCCUAAAGCGGCUGCUGGUUGAUGGUAGUGAAUCGUAUUACGGGCUGCAGGGAGGAAAUAUUGUUGCAAACUUCGAUCAGGACCCGCCGAUAUUUGCCUGCAGGUUUUCAGAAGCCCCUGGAUAUGAACACAUCUUAGCUCUUGCUAAUGAGGAUGGAAGAGUGGCUAUACAGGACACAUCCACGUUCAGCUCUGCCAGUACACUGGAGGGCUUCCAGUGCCACAACAAUGCUGUGUUUGACUUGGCAUGGAUGCCGCAGCACAUGAGUUUUGUUACAGUUUCUGGUGAUCACACAGCAUCAUUAUGGGAUGUUGCUGAGGGAUCUCCAAAGCGCGUACUUGUGUUCUCCAGCCAUACCAGGUCCGUCAAAACUGCUGUAUUCAGACCCACAGAGCCCUCGGUAUUUGCCACAGGCGCCAGGGAUGGACACAUUCUUAUUUGGGAUAUACGGGCGUGCAACCAACCCUCGCUGGUCCUCAAACCUGAUAACUGCCUCAUGAAUUGCCAUUCUAGUUUCACGCCAAAAACACCAGGAUCCCACAGUAAAAGGCCUCGCAUCGACAAUCAUCGAGCAAUCAGUAUCACAGGGUUAGUGUUCCAAGACGACAUGACGCUCAUAUCGUGCGGAGAAUGCGAUGGAAAUAUAAAAGUUUGGGAUUUGAGGAAAAAUUAUAAUGUGUACAAACGAGAACCUCUGCCGAAACACUCCAUACCUUAUUGCGGCAGCUCGACAAAGAAUGGGUAUACCAACUUGAUUAUAGAUGAUGCCGCGAUGAGACUUUACGCCAGUUGCAUGGACAACGUUAUUUACUGUUUCAAUAUUUCCACUUACAACACUUUGCCAGAGCAGAGAUACAUCGGGCACGAGAACAGCACGUUCUACAUCAAAACAAGCCUAAGUCCUGACUGCAUGUAUCUGGUAAGCGGCAGCAGCGACAAGAACGCAUACAUUUGGAACGUGAAGUACUCGGAGCCCAUCGUCAAGCUCACGGGACACUGGGCCGAGGUCACCUGCGCCGCCUGGUGUCAGAAAGGUGAUACGAAAGUCGUCACGUGCAGUGACGACGCCAGACAUAAAAUCUGGAGGAUCGGCAGAGAGUUUAUAGACAGUGACACUGAGGUGAAAGGUCGAGCGGAGAUAGUCCCACGGACGGAGGUCACGAGUCUACCACAAUGGGGUGCUCUAGAAAAGACACCCAAUUCACUGAAAAGAAAGCUGUAUAAUACUCCCGGAUCGUACAGCGCCAAGAGAGCGAAGUGCCACACCAGUUCUUCCGACAGGAAGACCAAGCGUUGUCUUUCUGACCUCAUGAAUGCGUCGAAAGAGAAUGAGGGCGAAAUUAUGGCCAAAAAACAAAAAUUGGAGCCAACUAUUGAAGAAGAAGAAGAGAAGUUGCUGCCCGCGGGAACGAAACGUCGACUUGACACGCCGAUUGAUUCCGAAAGUCCCAAGAAAUGUCUUUUAGAUCUGAACGCGAGUACCGACUGGACCUAUAUCCCUAAACCGGGCAGUUCGUUUAUGACACCAACGAAGAAUUACGAGAAAAGGAAUUGCAAAGCGCUAUCCCCGAAAAGUCCGAAGCCGAUCUCGCCGACCAUGGUACACUGCAGGUCGACCGUGAAAGUGUCGCCGAGUAAAGUCAGGAUAAUAACAUUCACAACGCCUACGAAGGAUUUGCCAAAUUUCGUGCUGAAUGGAGAGGCGCCGCAUCUGAGGCUAAUGUCUCCAGCCAAGAAGAAGCUGGACACCACAGACUGGCUGACGUUAAUGGGCCGAGAAAAGAAAGGAAAAGUUUCGGAUGUUGUAGAAAAAUGCAACAUAACAGCCCCGCCGAGUCCCAAGGAAAGCUUGCCACCACCGAGGAGAAAUUCCACUUCAGAAAAACCUACUAAACCCUAUAAAAAAAGUCGGACGUUACUCACAUAUUUCAAAUUAACUACUAAGGACAAAUGAGAAUAAAUUGCGACCACAGUAUUUUCUUCCCUACAAAUUUUGCAAAGAUUUUUAAGACAUUAUUAUUGGAAUCUGUGAAAUGAGCAGUGGCGAAGAGUCCAGAUACCCGAUCCCUAUCGGCUUCCCUUUAUGUAAAGUCUUAACUAUUAAUAGAACCUAUAUGUUGUGUCCAGUUCCCUUUCGAAAAAUUUCACCUUUCGCCACUGGUAAUGAACAAAAAUGAGACAUCACAAUAAUAUUAAUUUUGUUCAUUUCAAGGUAAGCUAAAUAUUCGUGGAAUCUGCUGGAAUGGGCACCUCUUGUAAUGUCGCAUUCGGCUGCUACUACCUUGGAGUACAUAUUAGUCCACAGACAUUUCUAAAGUAUUCAAUUAUAAUAUGUCAACACCUUAUAUCACCAUACCAAAAAUCUUCAAAUGCUGAUAACUCAUCAACUUCAGCACUUAUAAUAUCAAAAUUGUGAAGUCGGUUGUGGUCGCCUUUAAAUUUAAUAAAAUUGACUGAUAAAAUAUUAGGUAAUUCAUUUUAAUGUAUAUGAGGCAAAAUAAAAAUAAGCCAAAUAUUUUACAAAGUAAGAGACGUUGUGCCGACCACUAAAGUGAGAUAUAAAACAUGGUGAUAAUUCGAAUAAUAAAAUGUUAUUAGAUUACAUCAACACGUUUAUUAGAAUUAGUUUAUAGCUAUUUCGGAAGACCAUAGGAUAUGUUUUCGGAUCUCCCGGAGUGAAUCUAAUGCAUUUGCAACUGACUGUAAGAAUCGUUUCCUAUAUAUUUUAAUAAAUAAAAUAAGUUUGGAGGAAAA
Molecule: messenger RNA, 2974 nt
Organism: Manduca sexta (tobacco hornworm)
Lineage: Eukaryota; Metazoa; Arthropoda; Insecta; Lepidoptera; Sphingidae
Gene: l(2)dtl
Product: protein lethal(2)denticleless
Exons: 4
Coding region: 153-2174 (673 amino acids)
Biological process (GO): proteasome-mediated ubiquitin-dependent protein catabolic process; mitotic G2 DNA damage checkpoint signaling
Cellular component (GO): nucleus
Molecular function (GO): protein binding; protein-macromolecule adaptor activity
Source: RefSeq, a predicted model, not a curated record